Molecule: messenger RNA, 1742 nt
Organism: Oryza sativa Japonica Group (Japanese rice)
Lineage: Eukaryota; Viridiplantae; Streptophyta; Magnoliopsida; Poales; Poaceae
Source: RefSeq, a predicted model, not a curated record
GCGUAUAAUUAGGGGAGAAUUCGAAGAUCUUUAGGCAUUUCGGCGAGACGAGCGGAGGCGCACGAGAGCACGAUGAGGAUUUGAUUUUCUUUUUCUUUCUUUUGGUUUCAAGUCUCAUCGCCAAAUUUCGUUUUCGAUUUUUUUUAUUUUUUUUGCUCGUCUCGUCUCGUGUCUACCCUUUAUUCAUCCCUCUUCUCGCGUUGGUGCUCCUCCGCCCGAUCUCUCGUCUCGAAGCUUCUGGAAGCUUCGGGGGGAGGGAUCCCGGGCCGGGCUCGCCCGCCAUGGCGCUGUGGCGGUGUAGCUCCUCGUGGCUCUCGUCGGUGUCGCGCUCGUCGGGGGGAGUCGGCGGCGGCGAAUCGAAGGUGUCGCCGGAGAUCGCGCCGGUGAGCGGCGGGGAGGGGGAGGGAGAGGAGGAGGAGGGGGAGGAGGAGAGGUGGUCGCGGCUGCUGCCGGAGCUGCUCACGGAGAUCAUGCGGCGCGUGGACGCCGGCGCCGAGCGGUGGCCGCCGCGGCGGGACGUGGUGGCCUGCGCCUGCGUCUGCCGCCGGUGGAGGGACGCCGCGGUGUCCGUCGUGCGGCCGCCGCUGGAGUGCGGGCGGAUCACGUUCCCUUCCUCGCUGAAGCAGCCUGGACCAAGGGAUGCUCCGAUGCACUGCUUCAUCAGGAGGAACAAAAAGAACUCGACCUUCUACCUUUAUCUCAGCUUAACACAGGCCCUAACGGAUAAAGGAAAGUUUCUGCUGGCUGCUCGAAGGUUCAGAAACGGGGCACAUACAGAAUAUAUCAUUUCCUAUGAUUGUGAUGAUCUAUUUCCAGGAAGCAAUUCGUAUGUUGGGAAACUGAGAUCUGACUUCCUGGGUACAAAGUUCAUCAUCUAUGAUAGCCAGCCACCAUACGAUGGUGCAAAGCCCUCACGGAGCCAAUCGAGUCGUCGCUUUGCAAGCAAACAGAUUAACCCAAAUGUUUCAGGCGGUAAUUAUGAAGUUGGACAAGUGUCAUACAAGUUCAACUUCCUCAAAUCAAGAGGACCAAGAAGAAUGCAGUGCAAUAUCCAGUGCCCCGUAGGCCAGAGCACCGCAUCAGAUCCAUUGAAGAAGCUGAUUAGCACCUCAAGCCCCUUGGCUCUAAGAAACAAGGCACCACGAUGGCAUGAGCAUCUGCAGUGCUGGUGCUUGAAUUUCCAUGGCCGGGUGACCGUCGCCUCGGUGAAGAACUUCCAGCUCGUUGCUCCAGCUGGCACCAGCGAUCCAUGGGGCAUUGCAGAUGAGGAGACAGUGAUCCUGCAGUUCGGUAAGAUUGAGGACGACGCGUUCACGAUGGACUACCGGCAGCCGCUGUCAGCCUUCCAGGCGUUCGCCAUCUGCCUCACAAGCUUUGGCACGAAGCUGGCCUGUGAAUAAGUGUAACUUUUGGGUUUGAUGAUGAUUUACACCGUGCAUAUGGAUGGGAUCUCCGUUGAUAGCGCGGAUAGCCUGAAGCCCUGAACUAUAGCGCCCCUGUUGAACCAGGAGAGUAAGGUGUAAAAGGGCGACAGGGGCACACUGCACUGAACACACCGUGUCCCUAACUCUCGACUCUCUCUUCUCUUUUUCUCUCGUCUAAUGAUGUGGAUGGACUUGGUUUAUGUUGAUCUUGGAGAGAUGAUGGUAUAACUCUUUGUUGUAAAUGGCACUCCUUUUCACUUGCUGAUGUACCCCGUGCAUAAUGAAUGUACCAUUCUCCAGUCGAGUUUGCCCCUGGUC